Messenger RNA from Punica granatum (pomegranate), 977 nucleotides. The record is from RefSeq and is a predicted model, not a curated record. Lineage: Eukaryota; Viridiplantae; Streptophyta; Magnoliopsida; Myrtales; Lythraceae.
CUGCCUCCUCAGACCUUCAGAAGGUCAGGACCAGGAGACUAUUCACUAUUGUCCUCAAGUCCUGCAAUUCUCCAUUGCAAGGAAUUGCACAAGGCAAACAGAAUUAGCUCACCGCGCGGGUUGCUGGCAAGCGUAUAUCAAUAUAGAGAGCGAAAGCAGAGAGACGCACGGUCCACCAAAAGACACAGAGGAGACAGUGACGAACUUAUCCGAGACGUGACCAUGGCUUCUCCGGUUGUCGUCUCCCGUUCCAUGCUUUCGGCUCUUCGUCCCCGGUUCCACUCCUCCAGGUGGGUUGCUAGCUUUGUGACGAGCGCCGAAACAGUCCAUGAAGAACCGCGAUCUGUUCUGGUCGAUGCCGUGAAGGGUCUUCUCGAUGCGGGACACAGUUAUGUAGAUGUCAGGACCUGUGAUGAGUUUACUGCAGGGCAUACCCCGGGAGCCAUAAACAUUCCUUACAUGUUUAAGACCGGGACAGGGAUGGACAAAAAUCCAAAGUUCUUAGAGGAAGUAUCAUCAAGCUUUGCCAAAGAAGACACAUUUCUCCUGGGAUGCCAGAGUGGAAGGAGGUCUCUCAUGGCCGCACAUGAUCUACAUUCUGCUGGUUUCCGGCAUGUUAUUAACGUUGCAGGAGGCUACUCAGCAUGGGUACAGAAUGGGCUGCCCACUGAAAAGUGACAAUGAAGCAGGCAGCAUCGGCUAUUACCCUCCUAGAAGCACAAUCUGGGCAAAUGAAAUCUCUUGUGAAUCUGAACGUAAACGAAUUUUAUUCUCAAUCGACGAUGGUUCGAUCCAACUCACUUCAGAAAUUUGCUCAUUUUUCGAGAGCUUCGGUUUGUUUUUAUGCUUACUGUUCAGGAACUGUAAAAUUUUACCAGGUCCUUUAGAAUAUUCUUUCUUAUCCAACUCAAACGCUUAGCUUAUUCAUACGAUUCGUUGUUUUGUAAUGUUUCAUCUGGGAUUACAGUUUAAAGGCU